This is a messenger RNA of Lytechinus pictus (painted urchin), 2222 nucleotides long. RefSeq names its product gamma-glutamylcyclotransferase-like. Bases 794 to 1327 code for a protein of 177 amino acids. The transcript has 5 exons. Gene Ontology annotation, molecular function: gamma-glutamylcyclotransferase activity. The record is from RefSeq and is a predicted model, not a curated record. NCBI's taxonomy places the organism in Eukaryota, Metazoa, Echinodermata, Echinoidea, Temnopleuroida, Toxopneustidae.
GCAGACAGCUAGCUGUGUCUGUCUCGGGUAGGAACAGGGAUGGGGAGGUUGAAGCUAAAGGGGCAUUUAUUGUCUAGCACCUCAUACUGUUGAAAUAACACAGUGAUAAUAUCAUAAAUACCUUCCAUUUUUUACUCUGACUUGAUACAAUAUAACCACACAGCACUAAUGGUAAUACUGCAGGUUAAUGUACUGACCACGAACCACGCCCACUUGUGCCACGCCCCCUUUAUAUUGUCAUCGCGGGGUUUCGUUCUGGGAGUUUCCCCUUGGCGUGACUCGGGGCGUGACUUUUUUUGGGGGCGGUAUUAUCGGUGAUUAUGUAAACUGGUGAUAACUUAAAUUUCGACGAGACUUGAUAUAUCACUGAAUUUAAUAUUCGCUAUAAUGUUUAUGUCAUACCCCCCGUCCCCCCAAACCCGUUAUAGUCACGGGAUAUACGACAAUCUUGGGAAAUAUAGGCCUAGUUGUUUGUUCCAACUGUACAAGGCUCUUAGUACUCCCCUCUAAUCGAUCCCUUUCACAUCCACGGGACAAACCAGCCUUUCAAAUUUACACAAACGUAGGCCAGUCUAACAAUCAUAAAAUAAGAUUGGAGACUCAUGUGUUUAGCUAAAAAGAUAUGGUUGAGUCAACAACUUGAACAACAGAACUCGCAGAGCAAAGUGGACACCACAGGAGUGCAGAUCUCAAACAUUGAUGUUCAGAAGUUUUUGCCGGGGUUCAGGAAGUGGGUCACCAACACGGGCCACCAACACCAGACCGGUGACGAGUGAAGUAAAAAGCUUCAACCAUGAGUGUGCAAAAGGCUCCGAAUGAUAAAUUCUUCUAUUUCUGCUACGCUAGCAAUCUAUUGAAGUCGAGGUUUCAUCUUUAUGUGCCAUCAGCCGCGUUUGUAAGCCCAGCGAAACUUGAGGGUUAUAGAUUGAAUUUCCGCAGCUACCCUGGAUGGACCCUCGAAACGAGUCAAUGGAGAGGGUCGUUAUGUUCCAUAGAAGAGGAUCAACAGGCCCAUGUAUGGGGAGCAAUAUGGAGACUGGAUAAAUCAGAUGUCCAAGGACUGUAUCCGACCCUCUACCGAUACUCUUCACCGGAAAUCACAGUAACAACCCCAGAGGGCCACGCCUACUUAUGCCACACCUACCAUAUGGCACCUGACUUAGAGGGGGCCAAUGAGGAGCCUCCGUCACCCCACUACAUGAAGGUCAUGAUCGAGGGCGCUAUAGAAUCAAACCUGCCUACGUCUUACGUUGACUACCUAAAAACAAUCAAGGACAAUGGCGAUACCAAUCCUCCACCUGUCAUGGCUCAAAUAUAUAAGAAAUAGAGUGUGGUCAUGAAAGUUAAGUGAGACUUGCAUAAAUACUGAAAUUCAAAUUAUCAAGAAGACUCCAAAAUAUUAAAAUCAUAUUUUCCAUUUGUAGGGCAUCUUCUUUGGAGGGAAGGUAGAAAAGCAGUUGACUCCUAUUACAGAUUCUUUUUUUUUAAUCAAAUGCUAUAAAACUGUAAGAAUGCACAUGGAAAGAAAACAUUCAAAUCGUACAUUUAAAACAAUUUUAUUAAAUAGAAUGUGAAAUAUAUUUGUACAUUAUAUACAUAUAAUAACAAUAUACUGGAUAAUACAUGCCGAAUUACAAACAUUAGGACGGUUUCAUAUAUAGAUACAGAUUUUUCAGGAAAGCCCAGAGGUCAUUUUGGACGGAUUUCUGGAAUUGUUUGUUACAAUAAAGUAGAGUAAAGGGGAAAUUCCUUAGGUUAUAGCGUGACAAUUCUUGAUACUUGUUUGACCUACUAUAACUUUGUUUUUAUCGUUGUACAUGUACUUCAGUAAAUUUUCUUGUCUUAUCUCCUAAUUGUAAACCUAAUGUGUUCUUUCACGAAUAUAGGCAUUUCAAUCUUUGGUCUUAUAACAAUUCCCUCAACACAGAACAACACACAACUUCAGCAUUAAAGACAGAAUUUGAUCUUAUUUGUUUGAAAUUUAUCUUGUUCCCUGAACAUUUCAUUCCUCCAUUCUUAAUUUUUUAUUUUGCAGCUUGCACCUAAUGACAUGUUUUUGUUUGAUCUGUUAAGGAAUGCAAAUUUUCAUUGAAACAUGAUUUAUCCACAUAUCAAAUGAUUCAACUUUUCACUAUCUGUAAGACCACUCAAGAUGUAUAUAGUAUAAGUGAUAGUGAUAUAUGAUAAUCAGAACCUGAAAAAGAUAAGUGUCAAAAUGAAUA